AUCUAUUUAUGAUUAAUUCUAAAUUCAAUCGUAACAGAAGUCCUGUCCAAAAAGAAAAAUGCCUAGGGCAGGGGGGCACGAGGGAAUUGCGACUGUGAUUUGAACUUCUGACCAUCGCUACGACAAUCUUAAGCGCAAACUAUAUACAUUUUAUAUCAGAAUGCUGCCCAAUGGUAUCAAAUUACUGAUGUUUACGAUUCAAAAUUAAAUCUUAAAAUUUACGAAUACUUAACCUUAACUAAAGGUUUUCAAAGUACAUUCCAUUCAAACUCUAUUCAACUACGUCUCAACCAAUCUCUGGAGCUCUAUGAAUACUAGUGCCACACGUUUAUAAUCCUCUCUUCCCUGGCCUGCUUUCUCUCCUUAUAUGUUCCAAUCGUGAUCAAAGACUCGAGCUAGGAACUGAGCAGAAACCUGAUACCAGACAGUGUUAGACUCGACUCACUUCUUGGACAUGAAACUGGUGUUGACAUUGUCUGUGCAAGUUCACACCUGACACUAAUUUCACAGAAAAAUGUCUGGAAAAUAUGACUUAGAGAGUCGUCGGCAGAAAUAUUCUUCCACGUCCAGUGGGACUUUCCGAAGGCUUGAUCCUUCUUUUAGCGUUGGCUUGGAACCGCCAUUCCUGGACAAUAGUGAUCACCUCUCCAAUGGUAGAGGUAACAACAGAUCAAGUGAGCCAUUCAAGUAUAAUGAACGAGCGGUUGACGUUACGUUCCCUGCAACCAAAUAUCAAACCAAAGACUCACUCAGUAGCUCGCUAGCACCAGAUGGGUCAAACCACGAUAAAACGUCGAAAAGAAAAAAGAAAAAUGGAGACACCAUAUCACAUUCAGUCAAGGUAAACUCAAAGGAAACAGAUUUCUCCAGGCCAGUGACAGACAUCACAGACAUCACUUCUGAUCAAUUCAAAUUUAUAGAUUCAAAGACAACAGAAGUCAAAACGAGAGCAGACGAGAAGAAACAUGUCGGCUUGCUUGAACGUCUGACCAGAAGCUGGAGAAAACAAGAACACGACUCUCCUCAGGAGAAGAAAAGAAAGAAAAACAAUUCCCGAGCAGACGAUACUAACAGCUCUUCCAGUUCAUCAGACGAUGUGCGAGGCAAUAAGAAAAACGAGAAAGAAAUGUUUGAGAUUAAAUUCCCGAACAACGGAUCAAAAACAUCACUGGAGUCUAAACAUUCCGACCACGUGACAGAAGUAACCUCUAGUGGCUAUGAAAAUGUUACAACAACAGUUCCGAACUGCUUCAACGUGACUAGCGAGACCAUCCCCGAGGAUUAUGAAAAUGUUCAGGUCACAGUUUCGGCUGGAAUUAAUGCGGAUGAAAUGUCUCCUGAAAUAUCUGCCAAUGACUUUAAAGAAACUGAGCCCGAACCAGAUUACUUCCAAAGCUCUGAAAUAUCUGACAAUUACUUUAAUACGACUGAUUUAUUCUCAGAUUAUUUCAAUAAUAAUGAAAUAACCCAAGACUACUCCUACGCAGAUGAACCAACUCCCGAUUACUUUAAAGGUGAUGAAAUGUCUCCCGACGACUUCAAUGCUGAUGAACUAACUCCAGAAUAUUUCACUGCUAAAGCAAUAACUCUUAGUAAAAAAGACACUAUAUUGAGCUCAAAUUCAAGUCACACAACUGAUUUUCCUGGCUCGGUUUCGGGAGACUAUGAGAAUGCAGCUUUACUAGUUAAUGAAAUUAAAGCUGCUUCAAUAGAACACGUCAAUAAGAAGAAAACUUCCAACGAUUAUGAAGACGUUUUAUUUGAUUCUCAGAAUACGAACGAGGAUGUUCAAAACGGUUCCAACGCAGACUUUGGAGUCAUUCCCUACGACUUUCAGAGUUUUAAUGAAGUGAUUCCUAUUGAUUCCUACAUAGAUGUCAAUAAUCAGCCCCAAGUAAACGACCAAGUCAAAAGAUGGGGGACACUCAUCAAUAUUGAUGCUAAGAACCAAUACGAUGACAAUCCUGAGUUGACAGAUGAACAUUCCAGGUACACGUCAGACUCUGAAGACGAGGAGCCCACAAAGUGUGACAGUGAAAGUGAUCAGAGCGACAUCGUUGUGGACGUCCUGGAGACCUGCGACAAUCAAGGGAGCAUUCAGGACCAAGGUGUUCAGUUUGAAACCAACUUUGAAACCAUCCAGCCCUGUGAAAGAAAUGUGUUUGUUCCUGACCACCAAACCCUUUCUGACUGCCAAGAUAAACUUUUAACCUUUGACACACAAACGAUUUGUCACACGGAACAGUUUUUUUACGUACCUGGCAAUCAAACAUUCAACACUGAAGACAAUUUUGUUUUAUUUGACAGCAAGGCUAUUCACCAUAGCGAAGAGUACUUUUAUAUCACAGGCAAUCAAAAUGUUACUCACAUUAAUGUAGAAAUUCUUGACCCUAAUCAGAGAAAAGAAGAUCUUAUUAAACCUGAGAUUCUUGUCCCAGAACAUGACAAAGAUGACAAUAUCAAACCUGAGAUUCUUGUCCCAGAACAUGACAAAGAUGACAAUGUCAAACAUGAGAUUCUUGUUCCAGAACAUGACAAAGAUGACAAUGUCAAACAUGAGAUUCUUGUUCCAGAACAUGACAAAGAUGACAAUGUCAAACCUGAGAUUUUUGUCCCAGAACAUGACAAAGAUGACACUGUCAAACAUGAGAUUCUUGUUCCAGAACAUGACAAAGAUAACAAUGUUAAACAUGAUAUUCUUGUCCCAGAACAUGACAAAGAUGACAAUUUCAAACAUGAUAUUCUUGUUCCAGAACAUGACAAAGAUGACCAAAUUAAACAUGAGGCUCUUCCAGAACAGGAAAAAGAUGAGUUUCUUGUCCCAGAUGACCAAAAACAACAUAAAACAAAUGCCUCUCGAUCAUCAACAUCAUCUUCUUCGUCCUCAUCCAACUCACCUGAGCUCUCCAGAAACCUCAUGUCAACGUUUAGUCCGGGGGCCGCUAAUCUUGGUAAUAAGCAGCUUGAACCAGUACAGCAACAACAUGAAGAUAGCGCAGUAGGAUUCUGUCACGUGAUUCAAGAUGAACAAGUUCUCAGUGAGUCAAAUUCCAUUCAAGUUAGAGCGAGCUAUCAAAACAUUAACCACGACGUACUUGGGAGCACACCAGAUGAGUGGUCUGAAGCAGCCUCCGAGGAGCACAUCACAGUAUGUACACACGUGCUGUCUCCGCCACCACACAUGGAGAGUGCAGGUCAAGAUGGAGAGGGCCUGAUGGAGCAAUUAACUUUAAUUAUAGACCAUGGUUUCGGCGGCAGCGGGGGGAUGGGGCUGGAGUCUGGGAAAUCUGAGGACCUGGCUCCAGAGAUAAGCUUUAAGUCAGAACCUACUGAGCCGUCGUGUCACGUGGUACAGGACAGAGAAAGUGGGGAGGUUGUGGAGUGUCCCGUUCUAAACCCUAGCCCCCCCGAGACUAUUGAAGUGGUUGACUAUGAUAAAAACGGAGAAGAUUCUGGUCUUGACGGAGUGAGUCUACAGCCCAGUGUCUCUAGUGAGCCCAGUGUCUCUAGUGAGCCCAGUGUUUCAGUACAAAGUGAGACACAUAGCUCUCCAAUAAAAGUCCAAGUUCCUUCUCCAAUCAAGGCCGAAGAUCCUGUCAAUCAUGAAGCUGAAUCUGGUUACGUCCACAUGAAGCAUGAUGGGAAACUCAUCCAUCUGUUAAACCCACGCAAGUUUCUGAGUAAAUUCAAGAAGCUUCCCACCAAGUCUUCAACCAGUGGGAAAAGUAAAAAAGAGCUGCCCAAAACGUUCCUAGGAGGAACCGGGAGAAUAAACACCUCGGAGGAUUACAUCACGGUCAACAGCGUCCCUGAGCCGGAGCCUGAGAGGAAGAACAUUGAUGUCUUUACAGUGGUAUAUCAGCCGUGUAGUGCAGAGAUUGUGUAUGUUCCAAAGCUUAAUGUAAGUGUCAAAUCGACCGACAUCCCACAUCAUCCACUAACUGCAGCUGGUAAAGACACAAGUAUGAAUGAAGUCAAGUCACCAGGCAAUGUUGGCAUCUCGGAUAAAGUGCAUUUAGAAACUGAUGAGGCGUUAUCAUUAGCUACGACUGUUAACAAAAAUGACCUCGACCCUGCGGAUAAGGAAAUGAAAGAGAGCUCUCAUGCAUUAAGUGUUAAAGAAAUACUUGACCUGGACCUGCCCGAAUCAAGUGUCAAUCAUCAUGCCAGAAACAGCUCUUCAUCUUCUGAUGAUUCAUCUUCUGGGGCUGAGGAAGAGCCAAUCAAAAAUAUCACAUUGACUUCUCUACAAACAAAUCAAAAAGUCUUAGACACAGCGCCAAACUCUGUGAGAGAAAUCAAAGCUGAGUUGACACUCCAUGAAGCUAUUCCUUCUGCUGAAUUGACACUACAUGAAGCUAUUCCUUCUGCUGAGUUGACAUUCCAUGAAGCUAUUCCUUCUGCUGAGUUGACACUCCAUGAAGCUAUUCCUUCUGCUGAGUUGACACUACAUGAAGCUAUUCCUUCUGCUGAAUUGACACUACAUGAAGCUAUUCCUUCUGCUGAGUUGACACUCCAUGAAGCUAUUCCUUCUGCUGAGUUGACACUCCAUGAAGCUAUUCCUUCUGCUGAGUUGACACUCCAUGAAGCUAUUCCUUCUGCUGAGUCGACACUACAUGAAGCUAUUCCUUCACCUGAAGAGACUACUAACGAUGAUAUAUUUCUUGAGGAAGUAGAAACUCAUCUUACAAAAGCUAUUCCUGAAUUUAAUCAGCGCCGUGGUGAAGAGUUCAUACACAAUGGUUCACCAGAAGAUGGUCCGACAGACUCUCCUGAAGACAAUAAAGAGGAUUUUACUAUUGUGUCAAACGUAUCAACAUUAAGUGCGCCAGAAAACAUUUGCCAGACACAAGAACAGACAUUUUCCCAAAAAUCUGCUUCUGUUUCUUCUAGCUCAAGUUCUUCCUCUGGAGACGAAGAAGACAUUUGUCAGACACACCAUCAGCCUGUCUCCCCAAAAAAUGCUUCUCUAACUGUCAGUUCAAAAUCUUCCUCUGAAGCAGAAGAUGUUGAAAUUUCGCAUACAUAUGACUUAAUUGAAGUAGUUGAAGUCGUAAAACCGGAAGUGCACGAAGAAGUAAGUGAUGUGGAAAAUGUCGUUGCUGUUCACGAUCAGGCGCUAAAUCCAGAUCACGUCAACUUACUCCAAGAUCACGUCAACGUACUCCAAGAUCACGUCAACUUACUCCAAGAUCAAGACAUAGGACAAGAAAUCCAAAAGUCGAAUUCAGACCCAACAAAGUCACACGAAAUUUCGACCACAAUGGCUACUGAAGAAUACCAAAACAAAAUAGAUCAAAGUGAAUCGCCUCAAACGGAACAAAUGGUAGCCAUUAUAAAUAAUGAUUCAACAAAGGCAGAUCAACCGAAUAGCGCCAAGAAAGUUGAUUCUCCAGAAACUGAUAUGCCGAAAAAGAAGCACAAGUUUUUUAGUUGGCCCUUCAAAAGGAAUAAAAAGAAGCACGAAGACAUGAAAUGCAGUGAUGCGAACUUCAGUGAUGAAUGUGAUGUAGAAGCUGGAUUUACUCUGGUUCACUCUGAUCAGACAGAGAAAUCUAAUAGUGAUUUUUUGGAAGAAGAAACUGCCUUGAAUGAAGAGUUCACAAACUUGUCUACAGCUACACAAACUUCCACGCCACAGAAGGUCAAGGAACACAAAGUUGAAAGUCAGGUAAAAGUCAGUGACGAAGUAUCACCAGCACCAUCUGAUACGAGCGUUAACUCUGGGAAAUCUUCUCGAAGCACAUCCGUAUCCUCGUGUUCGUCCAAAGGUUCAACCACCGGCCAUAGAGACCCUCUUGUGGAGCAAAGUGUUCAGACUAAAUCAGAAGAUUCCGGCAUAGUUGCACCAGAGACAAGCUCCGUUCAUGUCUCAACCCAAAAUGACAGAAAUGAAUCAUUUUUCAAUGAGAGUCCAUCAACCUUAUCAGGAGAAGAAAACGUGAAAACCCAACAAACUAAAGACACAGAACAAAGCAAAGAUAAAACCAAGUCAUCCACUAAACGUAAAAAAGAACCUCCCUCAGAUAAACCAAGCAAAGGAAAAAAUCUAAAACUAACAAGGUUAUUAUCGAAAGGAAAAGGAGAGUCUUCAUCGUCGUCUUCAUCCAGUGAAGAUAACGGAGAGUCAUCAAGACAACACUCUUCUCAAACUCAGAGUUCAGAAGAUAAACUUGGAGAAGAAAGAUCCGAUGUUGAAGCAAGGCUGGAAACCAAAACAAAUAUUUCAACAGAGUCUGCCUCUCCAAAGUCUCAGAAAGGAAGUAAAAUCUCAAAGUUUUUGCCCAUGUUACGCUCGCCCACUAAGAAAGAAGCGGGCGUCAAUUUUGAUAACCUUCUAGCCAAUGAUCAAAGAUUUGAUGGGCAGUAUCACCGAGAGGAUGACGUCACUCAAGGAUUAGCUGACGAUCAAAGUAAAUCUCCUUCUCUCAAAUCUGUUUCCAAACAAGAACAAGACGAGGCUCCCAAAACUUUUCCAAGUGUCACAUCUGAGCCUCGACAUUUUGUUGUAGUUGCUAUUGACGUGGGAACCACCCACAGUGGAUACGCCUUCAGUUUCGUACGUGACCCUGGCUGUGUGUACAUGAUGAGACGCUGGGCUGGGGAGGAGCCUGGGCUUGUCAACCAAAAGACCUUGACAUCAUUGCUGCUGACUCCUGAAGGCAAAUUCCACAGUUUUGGAUACAAUGCUCGAAGCAGUUACCUCAACCUCAUUCCAAUGGAGGCCAAACAUUGGAUGUAUUUCAGUACGUUCAAAAUGGAACUACAUCAUAAUACAGAACUGUCUCUUGACACAAAGCUUGUCGCUGUCAAUGGCGCCACGUAUCCGGCUGUCAAGGUUUUCGCAUAUUGUCUGGAAUUCUUUAAGACCCAUGCUCUUCAGCAGUUAAGUGACCAGUCCGGCAUGGAUAUAUUGAAUGAGGACAUUCGAUGGGUCAUCACUGUGCCAGCCAUUUGGAAGGCACCGGCUAAGCAAUUCAUGAGACAAGCAGCAUACGAAGCAGGUUUGGCCAGUGAGAACUACCCCGAGCAGCUUCUAAUAGCUUUGGAACCAGAGGCUGCUUCUAUAUAUUGCAGAACCUUGCGCAUUCAUCAGCUAGUGCCAGACCAUCCUUUAAAACGGACUUUACAAUCACCAAGCCGUUCCAAUGUGGAACUAAAUAAUGUUGAGAUGGCCGUCACAGAAUUAAGUGUUGAUCUGAAUAAGUCUUGCUCAUCGAUUCAACCUACUUUAGACACUGUACAGGAUGAACCUAUAGAUCCACAGAUCAAAGGAUCCAGAUAUCUGAUAGUGGAUUGCGGAGGUGGUACAGUAGACAUAACAGUUCACGAACUGGAUCCAUCCGGUCAUAUCAAAGAACUUCAUCAAGCCACUGGUGGACCUCAUGGCUCUAUAGGUAUAGAUGCAGAGUUUGAGAAACUUUUAGGUGGCAUAUUUGGUGCGGACUUUAUUGAGCAUUACAAGCGCAAAUAUCCCAUGGGCUGGGUUCAUCUAAUGACAGAUUUUGAGUCUAGGAAAAGAUCGACUUCACCUCUGAAAACCACAUUUUUGAAUGUUUCGUUACCAUUCACAUUCAUCAGUGACUUUAAAAAGCACAAGACAGAUCCAGAAGUAGCUGUAAAGCGUUAUGGUGACCCAGAAGUGGAAUGGUCACCACAAGGAAUGCUUCGUUUAUCUCCCGUUGCUAUGAAGCAACUAUUCCUGCCAACACUAACACAUAUAAAACAGGCCAUCGGCGAUGUCCUCAACCAUCCUAAUGCUCGAGAUGUGAAAUAUAUGUUCCUGGUGGGAGGAUUCUCUGAGUCUCCACUUCUCCAGCAUGAGAUGAGACAGGAGUUUGGCACCAUCAUGAAACUACUGAUUCCUCAAGAAGUCAGCCUGGCAAUUUUAAAAGGUGCUGUGUUAUUUGGUCUUGACCCAUCCAUUGUGAAUGUCAGAAGGUCAAGAUUAACCUAUGGAGUUGGGAUUCUAAACAAAUUUGAUCCAAGCAGACAUCCAAAAUCCAAGUUAGUUACUCGCUCAGGUCUAGCUUGGUGCACAGAUAUCUUUGAUAAAUAUGUGGAGACAGAUCAGCCAGUGUUGCUAGGCACCUCUGUUGUAAGGAGCUAUGCCCCUGCUCAUUGUGGCCAAAGUAGUAUUGUGCUGAACAUAUACAGCAGCCAGGACCCUAAUGUGCAGUUUAUAACUGACCCAGGAGUAGCGCGCUGUGGAACAUUGAGCCUAACCUUGCCCUCAUUGGAAGAUGCUGACACGUCCCAGCUUCCCAGAGCCAUUGAAGCCCAGAUGUCUUUUGGUGACACAGAGAUAAGUGUCAUAGCCACAGACAUAACCACUGGGAAAAUGGUUAAAGCUGCUGUAGAUUUCCUGGGAACCUAGGAGACAUCAGCACAAGUCAAGUUGUGUUGGGGGUAAUUUAUUCAAACUAAGUGAUAACAUAACCUACAAUGUGUCAGAAUGUGCAGAUAUUUUUUUCAGGUGUAUUGUUUGUAGUUUCUUCAAAGUACAACUUGAGAUGAAUCUAUUCAUGUGAUACUAUGAUGAUAUACCUUGUGUCAGAAUGUGCAAAUACCUUUAUAUCUAUAUAUUGUUUGUAGUUACUUUAAAGUGCAUCAGGAGUAAAUUUGAACGAUGUGAAAAAUUUGUAGUGUGCCUUUGUUCACUUUCCAGUCUGUAUUUAUUUGACAGUUUACUUCUCUCAAAGUUGACAGCAAUGAUUCAAGUCUGUAACACAUUUUUUUGUUUUCAGGUGACUCAUUAUUUCAUCUGAUUAUUGUCAUUUUCAUUUCGUCCAUUUGUUCCUUUUGUAAUCCACAACAUGGACUUAUGCCACAGUAUGAUACACAUUGUAGCAAGAUUGUCACAAUCAUAUUACAAUAUCAGUUUUAAAAAAGGUGUAGGUGGGAGGAGGAAUCAGGCUUGACAAAUCCAAUUUGAUAUUAACUGUUUAUAUUGUCUCUGCUUAAAUAGAUCAAGAAUAAUAACUUUAUAAAAAUUAUUCAUUCAGAUAAUCUAUUCCACAAAAAAUAAACUUCUUAAUAAUAUUUGAGACAAAAGCCAAGUAUUUUAUUUGUGCAAGUUUGAAUUUGUAGUUCAGUAAUUAUCACUAAAGGUAGAGUUCAGAUUCAGUUGAACUGUUGUGUUCAGAAGUAUUAGCACAAAAUGUUAAUGUAAUCCAUUAUUUUGAUAUUAAGAUUUUUUUUUGCAAUAUUUUUAACAAAUAUUUUAAUAUAUUGAUGUAGUCUAUUAAUAAGCAUUUAUUUUUUUUUAUUUUUAUUGUUUAUAUAAACAAUUACUACUGUUGUUAUUGUAUUUAUGAGUUGUAUUUUUGCAUGUAUACAUUCUGCAUUAAAAAUACAAUGUAACAAAAACAUUUUUUAAUAAGUCUAGCAGCAAAGCAAGAAUAUUUUUUUACUUUAUAAUGCUUAAAAUGUAUAAACAAAUGUUUAGUUAUAAUUUCAAAGCAUUAAUUUAAAGUUCUACAGCUUCUAAAUCAUUUUAUUGGUAUAAAAAUUUUGUGUUUCCAAUACAUAAUUCUCUAAUUAAAAUACAUUAUAUGUAAACAUUCAAACAGAGCACUAUUUUGUGACUUUUUUUUUUUUUUAACAAAUCUUACUAAUAAUUUUGCAAAACCUUUUUUUUUUAAACUGCAUAGUGAUGUUUAACAGUUCUAAAGAAGGAUUUCUAUACAUUUAAUCCAUUGUAAACUCAUGCAGUCAAUGUUUAAAAUUUUGGAUUUACACUAAAACUAGUCAUGUAAAUUUAAACUUACAGAUUAAUAGCCGAAUCCUGCUAGAAGUGUUGAAAAGAAUGACUGAAUUAUUUUUUUUUUAAUAGAUGUGGUUUCAUCUUGUGAUUUAUUACUGAAAAAGAUAUUACUUAAAACAAAAUACACUUUGAACAAAACAGGACCUCAAUUAUUUUUAAUGUACUUAAAUUAUUUGAUUGCAAUGUAUUGAUUAGUAUAUACAAUUUUUAUUACCUUGUGUGUCAAAUGUAGUAUUAUAAAUAAUUAAAUGCCACUUUUUUUAUUUUAAUCUUAUAAUUCAUUUUUUAUACUGAUGCUACCAAGAGAAAAUUAUCUAAAGUAAUAAUGGCCUUACUAUUGUGUUGGAUAAUGAAAUACACUAUAAUAGAAAUUGGAACAAAUGUAAUUUUUUUUUUUUUUUUUAAAUAGAUUAUAACUGGUUUAUGUAUGUUAACUUUAAUAAUCUACACACAUUAUUAAGUCAUGGACAAUAUUAAAUAAUCCUAAAUGAUGGUCUUUUCCCCACCAUGUUGUAUUCAAUGUCAGCCAGUAUAGGCAGUUAUUACUUCAUUGAAAUACACCAUGUAAUUUAUUUAUUUGAAUGUAUCAGUGAUGUUGCUAUUAUUUUGAUGAAGAUAAACCAUUGUUUAAUACAGGCUGUGCUUCUCCUUGUAAUACAACUGUAACAAUUAUUUUAUUAUUGUUGUUAUUCUCACAUAGCCAAAUAUAACCAACCAUUGUUUAAUAAAAAUAAAUAUACAUCUUUCA
This is a messenger RNA of Biomphalaria glabrata, 10514 nucleotides long. RefSeq lists its product as uncharacterized. The transcript has 13 exons. The coding region runs from base 515 to 8377 and encodes 2620 amino acids. The record is from RefSeq and is a predicted model, not a curated record. Lineage: Eukaryota; Metazoa; Mollusca; Gastropoda; Planorbidae.